GGUGGCCGCCAAAUACAAAACUGAACAAAAAGCACCCUCAUUAUAAGAGGAGGAGACCUCGGCGGGAGGUUGAAGAGGAGGCGAGCGACCGGCCGAUUCGAGCAGCAGCCAGCUAGCCAUGGCGACGCAGGCCGCGCUGUUCGCUGGGUUCUCGCAGCUCGCCGCGCAGCCGGCCCGCGACCGCGCCGGGACGGGGGCGCCGGCGCGGGUUGGCGUGGCGGCGAUCGGGGGCGCCAGGGCGGGGGGCGUGAAGGCGGGGGCCGCCGGGCCCGGGUGGGCGGCGGCGCCCCGCGGGGUGCGGUGCCGGGCCAGCCUGAUUGAGCCCGACGGCGGGCGGCUGGUGGACCUGGUGGCGCCCGAGGAGGGCGGCCGGCGCGCGGCCCUGCGGCGGGAGGCGGUGUCCCUGCCGCACCGGCUGCGCCUGGGCCGCGUCGACAAGGAGUGGCUCCACGUCCUGAGCGAAGGAUGGGCCAGCCCGCUGCAAGGGUUCAUGCGCGAGCAUGAGUUCCUCCAAGCACUUCAUUUCAACGCCAUCCGCGGGGCGGAUGGCAGGAUGGUCAACAUGUCCGUCCCCAUCGUGCUCUCCCUCGGGGACGCGCAGCGACGGGCCAUCCAGGCCGACGGCGCCACGCGCGUCGCGCUCGUCGACGACCGCGACCGCCCCCUCGCCGUAUUGAGCGACAUUGAGAUCUACAAGCACAACAAGGAAGAAAGAAUUGCAAGGACAUGGGGGACAACUGCACCUGGAUUACCUUACGUUGAGGAGGCAAUUACCAAUGCUGGUGACUGGUUGAUUGGUGGGGACUUGGAGGUCAUAGAACCGAUCAAGUACAAUGAUGGUCUCGAUCAGUAUCGCCUGUCUCCGGCACAGCUGCGCGAAGAGUUUACCAGGCGGAAUGCUGAUGCUGUAUUUGCCUUUCAGCUUCGCAACCCUGUACACAACGGGCAUGCUUUGCUUAUGACUGACACUCGCAAACGCCUCCUUGAUAUGGGCUACAAAAACCCUGUUCUUUUGCUCCAUCCACUGGGGGGAUUCACAAAAGCAGAUGAUGUACCUCUUAGCUGGAGAAUGAAGCAGCAUGAGAAGGUUCUUGAGGAAGGUGUCCUCAACCCAGAAUCAACUGUUGUUGCAAUCUUCCCCUCUCCAAUGCAUUAUGCGGGGCCAACUGAGGUGCAAUGGCAUGCUAAGGCUCGUAUUAAUGCUGGUGCAAAUUUCUAUAUUGUUGGAAGGGAUCCUGCCGGUAUGAGCCAUCCUACUGCGAAAAGGGACCUUUAUGACGCUGAUCAUGGAAAGAAGGUUUUGAGCAUGGCUCCUGGCCUUGAGAAGCUCAAUAUCCUUCCUUUCAGGGUUGCUGCAUAUGACACAAAGCAAAAGAAAAUGGAUUUCUUCGAUCCAUCAAGGAAAGAUGAUUUUCUGUUCAUCUCUGGCACAAAGAUGCGCACUCUUGCCAAGAACCGCGAGAGCCCCCCAGAUGGUUUUAUGUGCCCGGGUGGCUGGAAAGUUCUCGUGGAAUACUAUGACAGCUUGGUGCCGUCAGAGGGGAGCAGCAAGCUGCGCGAGCCAGUUGCAGCCUAGAAGCUGGAAAUGCUUAAGAUAAUGGAUACUACUGUAUCUCAGCAAGCGGUUCUUUGCGACAUAGAACCAAUGUUAUAUGAUUGUAUACCGGUCGUAAGACCUACACUGGGCUUGAUUCAGACAAUUACUGUGUGGUUUGUAAUUGGUGUGCAUUAUCUGCUGGCAGUGUUGCACAUGCAACGCAGCCCAUCUCGUGUUCAGUGUCAAUAAGGACGGGCUCUGUAUCCUCUGCCAGAUUGUACAUAUACGUUGUGGUGAUAUGUUUACAAGGCUUGAUAUGCUUGCUAAGAUCUCUUAAGCUAAUUUGGUUUUCCAAA
Molecule: messenger RNA, 1893 nt
Organism: Panicum virgatum (switchgrass)
Lineage: Eukaryota; Viridiplantae; Streptophyta; Magnoliopsida; Poales; Poaceae
Product: ATP-sulfurylase 3, chloroplastic-like
Exons: 5
Coding region: 119-1576 (485 amino acids)
Biological process (GO): sulfate assimilation
Molecular function (GO): adenylylsulfate kinase activity; sulfate adenylyltransferase (ATP) activity
Source: RefSeq, a predicted model, not a curated record